UAUCAAUGUCUACCAUCUUCAAGUCUUGUCCAAAUGCAUCAAUAUAAUAUCUUUCAGAUAUGGACAUUUCCCACCGAUUGAUAAUUAAGCAUGAGUUUAUGCCAGCUUCAAUGAGUUUUCAUUAAAUCAUCAAAUUUGUUUUUUUUAAAAUAAUUUCCGUGAGAUGCAAAUUAGGGUUUUCUUCGUUUUGGCACUUAGUGAUUGAUAUACAAAAGCACAAAAACUUUCAGGCCAAGAUUUGCUUUUUGCUAUGUACGUCAUGAUCCCUAUAAAGUCCAUUGAAAAAGACAUCCCUCUAUUCGUAUCUCUCACAUUUAAGUUUGAGUGGUUACAUAUUAAAAUUGCCAUAGCCAAGGAAAUGCCAAGAUUGAAUCUCAUUUUUCUUUUUUCUUUUCUCUUCAACUUGUUAAUUUUCUUCAGCAUUUUUUUUUUUUUUUAAAAAAAAGGGCAUUCAUCUGGGUCUGCUUUCAUAUUUUCAACAUAACCAUCUUUCUUUCUCUUUCCAUCUCAGCAGCAAAAUUUAACAAACCAUGGAAGUCAUCUCAGAGAAUGAAAAGCUCAUUCUUGAAGAUGGUACUUCAGGGUAUGACAGAGACAGAGAAGUGAAGCAAUUUGAUGAAACAAAAGCCGGUGUUAAAGGUCUUGUAGAUUCUGGUAUCACCAAAGUUCCAAGAUUUCUCAUCCAUCCAUCAUCAUCAUCGCCACCAAAAACUAGUACCAGCAACAUUCAUUUCCGGGUUCCAAUUAUUGAUCUUGAUGGCUAUGAGCUAAGUUUCCGACGGAUGGAAAUAGUCAGAAAAGUUAGAGAAGCUUCGGAGACAUGGGGUUUUUUCCAAAUGGUGAAUCAUGGAAUUCCAAACGCAGUCAUGGACACUGUGUUAGAAGCUUCUAGACAAUUCCACGAGCAACCGAAGGAGAUGAGGUCCGGUUGGUAUUCCCGAGAUUCACAACGAAGAGUGAGGUAUUACAGCAAUGGAGAUUUGCUGGUGUCGAAAACAGCAAAUUGGAGAGACUCGAUUGUAUUUGAUUUCCAAGAUGGUCCACUUGACCCUGAAACUUUUCCUUUGGUUUGCAAAAAAGCAGUUUUGGAAUACAUGGGAUAUAUGAUCAAGCUGCGAGAUUUGCUAUCUGAAUUACUAUCAGAAGCUCUGGGGCUAAGCAAAGACUACUUGGCAAGCUUAGAAUGCAUGAAAACUGAAACAUUGGUGUGCCAUUACUACCCGGUUUGCCCUGAACCACACCUCACAGUAGGGACUACAAAGCAUUCAGACCCAUCUUCUCUAACCAUACUCCUCCAAGACAAUGUUGGUGGUCUCCAAGUUCUUCAUCAAAAUCAAUGGGUAGAUGUUCCUCCAUUGGACCAAGCUCUGGUUGCCAACAUUGGUGACUUCAUUCAACUGAUAACGAAUGACAAGUUCAAAAGUGUGGAGCAUAGGGUACUGGCAGGAGGUGUAGGAUCUAGGGUUUCAGCUGCUUGUUUCUUCUAUCCAGGUGCUGAACAUAGAUAUAGACCAUACGGCCCAAUCAAAGAGUUUUUGUCAGAAAAGAAUCCACCAAAAUACAGAGAAACUCAUAUUACAGAAUAUCUUGCUUAUUACAAGUCAAAGGGCCUUGAUGGUAACUCGGCCCUUCCCCAUUUUAAAUGUAAUUGAUGAUUCAAUAAACGAAUCCACGUUGUCAAGUAUGAUUGACUCCCCUCACAUUCAUAUCUACCAACUUGUGAUCCUCCCUUUCAAUAAAAAUAAGAAACAAAUAAAUAAAUAAAUAAAAUCCAUGUUUUUUUUUUUUUUUAAAUCCAAAUCAGAUUUCUCUUUUUUUUUUUUUUUUUUUUGGUUGUCUUUUUGCAUUCCUUAAUUUAGAUCAGAUCGUAACCGUUAAUCAUAUUAUAUGACCGUAUGUCAUUUUUGUUAAGUUGUAAGAAUAUCAAAACCAAUAUAAAAUUAUGAUACAAGGCGUUUGAUUCCACAGUAGUUUAAUUUCCUUUGCAAACAAUUUCGACCAUUUUAAUUCAAAGAUGAAACUUCAAACGAAAGACAACCGAAUUCACGUGGAAAUCAAUAGCAAAACCCAUCAAUAGCAUCUCACACACUGUGAAGAAAUAAUAAAGCUCUUCACAGAAACAACAAUUUUAUACUCCACAUUCUAUAGGCUUCCCUCACUUCUUUCUUUUUAGGAGAUUACAAAUAAGAACAAAUCCUAAAUAUGAAAUACAGACACACUUGACUUGCACUAAUAUACAAUUGGGAAAGGAAAAAAAAGAGAGAGAGAGAGAGAGA
Molecule: messenger RNA, 2276 nt
Organism: Ziziphus jujuba (common jujube)
Lineage: Eukaryota; Viridiplantae; Streptophyta; Magnoliopsida; Rosales; Rhamnaceae
Product: 1-aminocyclopropane-1-carboxylate oxidase homolog 1-like
Exons: 2
Coding region: 531-1652 (373 amino acids)
Source: RefSeq, a predicted model, not a curated record